AUGGGUAACGUCCUUUCACCAAAAUAUACCUACGAGGAAUGUACGGCCGACUUGGGAGAGCUCGGUCAGCUGAAAGGUACAUUGAUUGAUGGAAGAGUCAAGAGAUUUGCAAACGUCCCAUAUGCGCUACCUCCUACUGGCGAGUAUCGAUUCAGGCGACCGAGGCCGCUACCUAAGGGAUAUUCUUAUUCACCAGAUGGUCAACCUCGAAAUGCUGUCGAAUUUGGACUCCCAUGUCCUCAACCUACCUACACUUCUCUCCCUGUAUCAGAGCUGGCCGAGGAUGACGGAUCAGCAAAGGCUUUCCCUUACGAUGAGGAUUGCUUGAAGAUGAAUAUCUGGAUGCCUUCCGGUCCACCACCUCCAGGCGGAUAUUCUGUGUAUGCUUAUCUACAUGGUGGCUGGUUACAGAUUGGAGAUCCUAGUAUCGAUCCCAAGAUGGAUCCCACAGAGCUUAUAACUACCGGAGGUCUCAAUUGUAUCUUCAUUUCCUUGGGAUACCGAGUCAGCGCUUUCGGAUUUUUAGCUUGUAAAGAGCUUAAAGACGAAUCCCUCGAUGGUUCAGUGGGAAACUACGGAUUGUGGGACCAAAGGGUCGCUCUGGAAUGGAUCCAUGAUCAUAUCGCUGCUUUGGGUGGUAAUCCUAAGAGAGUCGUCCUGGGAGGUAGAUCAGCAGGAGCUUAUUCUACGCACGCCCAAUUGGUUCAUGAAUGUUUACAAGCUCAACCUACCGAGGGCGGCUUAUUCCAGCGUGCUAUUUUGAUAUCAAAUGUUAGUCCAUCAUACCUGAAAAUACGGCGAUUUUACUAUAUAUCUGACCCAGAAUUCGCACAGGCAAUCCCAUGUUUACCCAAAACUGUUGAAGAGACUCAAACUCAAUUCGAACAGCUAUUAAGCGCACUGGAUAUCCCAUUAUCUUUAUCUGGUCCAGAGAGAUUAUCGAGAUUACGAGCGGUACCUGCAGAAGCGUUGACCCGAAAGAUCAUGACGAUCGAACAGUUCACGUUCAGGACAGUACAAGACGGUGUCUUUUUCCCCACGAGUAAGACCUGGUUAUACGAUGGCAAAUUAGCCGAAGAGUUCAAGAAAAGAGAUAUGGCUGCUAUCAUUGGAGAGGUACAAGAUGAGGAAACGCUUUAUCGAGAUGGUUUUAGAGUCACCGAUGAGAUUUCGCUAUACAAGGCUGUUAAUCAGUAUUACUCCACUACUGUGGUCGAUCAGAUGAUAGAUCUGUACUUGAAUCAGAAAAUCAAAGAACCAUAUCAACACCCGGAUCCUAACCCAGAUAUUGAUUCGUACACCAAGGUACUUGGAGAUAUCAUCUCAGACGGUCAAGUGAGAGCACCCAGUCGAUCAUUCGCUAGACAAUUGAGAGAUGCAGGUGUACCGCUGGAUUCCGUCCAUCGAUAUAUUAUUGGAUGGGUACCCGAAUUCGUCAUGCAGUUCGCCCCUCCCAAAUUUGGUGUUACCCAUGCGAUGGAUAGACCUAUCCACAAUUUCUCUAUUUUCCAUGGACCAAAACCCCACGAAGAAGCCUUGAUGCGAGAAUGGAUCAAAGAUUAUGCAAACUUCGUUAAUUGGAGACCUGUCAAUUUCGGUACCGAUUUAUGGACCCAAGUCAAGGUCCUUAGUCCCAAAGAUAAUGGUAGCAUACGAAUUGAGGAUGAUGUCAAGUGGGAUUACCUAGAGAAGGUCUCGAAUGUUAUAGAAGGUAGAGGUAAAACAUCAGCGUGA
Messenger RNA from Kwoniella botswanensis, 1734 nucleotides. RefSeq lists its product as uncharacterized. The coding region runs from base 1 to 1734 and encodes 577 amino acids. NCBI's taxonomy places the organism in Eukaryota, Fungi, Basidiomycota, Tremellomycetes, Tremellales, Cryptococcaceae. The transcript is spliced from 15 exons. The record is from RefSeq and is a predicted model, not a curated record. Gene Ontology annotation, molecular function: serine hydrolase activity.